This is a messenger RNA of Tachysurus fulvidraco (yellow catfish), 1422 nucleotides long. It is a transcript of the gene ankrd46a, whose product is annotated as ankyrin repeat domain 46a. Gene Ontology annotation, molecular function: protein binding. The transcript is spliced from 4 exons. Bases 15 to 632 code for a protein of 205 amino acids. NCBI's taxonomy places the organism in Eukaryota, Metazoa, Chordata, Actinopteri, Siluriformes, Bagridae. The record is from RefSeq and is a predicted model, not a curated record.
UAGUAGCUUCGCCUAUGGCAUCAGUUUCCGGUUUACGUCUUUUGUUUAUCAAGCAAGCUAGUUGUCGGUGUCCAAACGAACAGGGAGAAAACCGGCUUCGGAGAAUUUCUAACAUUAAUCUGUCUAUUAAGGUGUGUUGUGUAGGACGUGCAGUGAUGUACAUGUUCACCAGUGAUUCCCUUCAGUCCGCACUGCCACUGCUGCAGUCCUGCAUUGAUGGACACGUUUCUUACACUAAGCGCCUGCUGGAGACCGGAUUUGACCCAAACACACGUGACUAUCGCGGACGCUCAGGAAUGCACCUUGCUGCGGCACGUGGAAACGUGGAGAUCUGCCGCCUGCUACACAAGUUUGGAGCAGACCUGCUGGCCACUGACACGCAGGGGAACACGGCUCUACACGUGUGUGGACACGUGGACACCAUCCAGUUCCUAGUGUCCAACGGACUCAAGAUCGACAUCUGUAAUCACAAUGGAGCGACUCCUCUGGUCCUGGCUAAGAGGCGCGGUGUAAACAGAGAUGCUCUCCGGCUGCUGGAAGGACUGGAGGAGCAGGAGGUGAAGGGCUUCAACCGCAGCUCCCACUCCAGCCUGGAGAAGAUGCACAUAGCAGAUAAUGAGAGAGUGGUGUGAGAUCUCACCCAGAGUCCCAGGCUGUUAGUGAUGGAGGCGAGGAGGAGGCAGGCGGAGGCUAAACGUGACGCUCGCUCCGGCACCAGCUCCAGCUCCAUCAGGCUCAGUUCACACACAUAGCGCGCUAAAGUUAGCGUCUCCAUGCUAGCAUGAGCCACCUGUGGGUUUGGGUCACAGUUAUAUCACAGGUACAAACUCAGUGUCUACAGAAGGAAGCUUUUAUAAUCUCUUCUUAACGUUCUUGGAAGCUUUUAGCUUUUUGUUGUUUUACUGGAGAUUUGAAUUGACUGAGUAUUAAAAUCUGUAUCAUCAUCAUCAUCAUCAUCGGAGUGUAAAUCAGGCGCUUCAUCAACCUGCCUGUGGGAAUUAUUAUCAGCACUGUACAUAAUGUUUAUUAAAUUAAAAGCAACUCAUAAUGAAAGCAUGAAACUCUCCAACCUUUGCGUAACGCCUGAGGAACGUGUAAGGCACAGGGAUGUUAAUGUCAAAGUUAAGUCCUUGGAGAAUUUUCCUUUCCAUAACAAGGAAUUCCUGUCUCUCAUAAGCAUCAUCACAAAUGUACAGGAAGUCUUCAACCCCCGGAGGACAGCGUUCCUGCACAAACAUGAGAAAUAAACUUUAUUAAACAGUUAAAAGCACAGAGGAACAAAACCCAACUAAUGCUGAUCAUGAACCUGAGCAGGUGGAUUCACACUUCCAUCGUGAUCCUCAGCUUUCAUUAGAAGUUGUUGCAUCUUAGUAGUAAAAAAAUCAUUACAUGUCAAUCUGUACAAUAAAAUUUGUUGUCUUA